Messenger RNA from Bactrocera latifrons, 1296 nucleotides. RefSeq names its product hydroxymethylglutaryl-CoA lyase, mitochondrial. Lineage: Eukaryota; Metazoa; Arthropoda; Insecta; Diptera; Tephritidae. The record is from RefSeq and is a predicted model, not a curated record. Gene Ontology annotation, biological process: L-leucine catabolic process; ketone body biosynthetic process. The coding region runs from base 71 to 1063 and encodes 330 amino acids. Gene Ontology annotation, molecular function: hydroxymethylglutaryl-CoA lyase activity. The transcript is spliced from 3 exons.
CGUACAUACAUAUAUACAUAACGAGUCGAGUAUUUAUAUUGUCUAAAAGAGCACAUAUAGACUCGAGAAGAUGCUCACAUUAAGAACUUUAUUAAAACCCAAUAUAAAUAUAACGCUUCGUAAUAUUGCAACGAUCAGAGGUACACCCAAUGCUGUGCGCAUUGUUGAGGUUGGACCAAGAGAUGGUCUACAAAAUGAACCAAAAUUGCUACCGGCCUCAGUGAAAAUUGCACUAAUCGACCAAUUGUCCGAGACAGGCCUACACACCAUUGAGGCCACAUCCUUUGUCAGUCCAAAAUGGGUACCACAAAUGGGCGACAACACGGAAGUGCUGCGUGGCAUACAAAAGCGAACGGGUAUCACUUAUCCAGUGUUAACGCCUAAUUUAAAAGGCUUUGAAAGCGCUAUAAAAGCAGGUGCAACCGAAGUAGCCGUCUUUGGUGCAGCAUCCGACUCCUUUUCAAUGAAAAAUAUAAAUUGCACCGCAGCUGAGAGUAUCAAACGCUUCCAACCAGUCAUAGAGGCGGCACAAAAGGCUGAAGUUAAAGUACGCGGCUAUGUAUCCACUGUGAUUGGUUGUCCUUAUGAGGGGGCAGUGAAACCUGACGCUGUGGCAAAAAUUGUGUAUGCACUUUUCAGUAUGGGUUGUUAUGAGAUAUCAUUGGGUGACACCAUCGGCGUGGGUACACCUGGUUCUAUGCGUCGCAUGUUGGAUGAAGUAGUGAAAGUUGUGCCGCCAAAGAAAUUGGCAGUGCAUUGUCAUGACACCUACGGACAAGCGUUAGCCAACAUUCUUGUCUCCUUAGAAUAUGGCAUAGCAGUUGUUGAUUCCUCGGUGUCGGGGCUCGGUGGUUGUCCAUAUGCGCGUGGAGCCUCUGGCAAUGUGGCCACAGAAGAUGUAGUUUAUAUGCUGCAUGGAAUGGGUAUUGAAACAGGCGUAGAUCUAGAGAAAUUAAUAGCCGUCGGUCGUUACAUCUGCAAUGAGUUGGGCCGCCCAUCAGAAUCUAAAGUAAAUCGUGCUUGGAAGGGAGCAACACCACAAAAAAUAAAAGAGAAAUGCUAACAGAAAAAUAAUGGCAUGAAUCCUUUGAAAUUGACACCGAAACUGCGAUAAUGCUGCAUUUAUUAAACCAGCUUUACUAGUCUAUGCAUUUAUUUUAAUUGUAAAAAUAAAGCCAAACUUCAAUCCAGCAAACGAUUUCAGAAUAAGUAAAACUACAACUAUUAUAAAAAAAAAUAUACUCCAACCAAGUCACACCAUAUUAUAUGAUUCUAAUAUAGCCAUUCUAAAAUUUC